UCGUGCAUGCUACGAUCAAAAUGGGCGCUUUUUGGCCAAAACUAGAACAGGGUACACAACAAACAUUUGGUGAACAGUUGUGUUCACGCACAACAAAGUAUCAGGAAUUCUUUACGUUGUUUGAAGCGUUGGAGGCAGAGUUGUCUGCAACUUCAACUUUGACGGUGCCUGAAGAAAUUCUUAAGCAGACUCUACUACUAAAAGGGAUAGAGAAAAAACUCAAUGAGUUUCUACAGGAGGUUGUAAAGAGAAAUCAACUCAUGCAGAAACUAGAUGAUCUUGAUGAGGACAAGAACAAGUUUCAUGAGCAAAUUUAUGAAGAAAACUUGCAGAUUGCUAAUCAGAAGAAUUCCGUGUUAGAGUGCACACGUGAAAUACAUGAACAGAAAACAUGCAUCCAGGAAUUGGAAUGGAAAAUGGACGAAAUAAACCACAAGACUGCUGCAGAGGCUGGAUUAAUUUGUGACUCCAAGACUCUGGAACAACAUCUUAAGAUGCAAAUCGGUGAUCUCAAGAAAGAAAUCCGUGAUACUGAUGAAAGAUUUCAAAACAUGACCAAGCAAGUGGCCAGUUGUAGGGAAACGCUUACUGAGCAUGAACUCAUACGACGGGAAGGAAUUCACUUCAAUGUCCUUGUAGUCCACAAGGAUUGUCCAGCUUCACUUUGUCAACAAAUGGGUGAAGACUUGACUGGAAGGCAUUCUAAUUACAGUUACAGCGUAUUAAGUUGGAGAGAUGCUACCCCUCCUGCAAUCAAGAAACAAAAGCCAUCUGUUGUUGUCCUGCUUUAUGGGCUUACAUCAAGUCAACAAGACCACCGAAGUUGGGAUUUCGGAUCAAUUUUAAAAUUUGACGAGAUCAUUUUCUUGCCAGUUAUGACCUAUGGUCAGUCCUCCCAGUCGCAGUCUGUACGACUUCCUAUUGUGUCCAAUGUAAGGCAAAUCCGUUCAGGUUCUUUCUUCACAUAUGAUCCUUCAGCAUCACCUAUGAGGCUCAACUGGACUCCUCAAGAAUGGAGAAACAUGAAGGAUUGUCUGAAAUUUGUACUUAAGCAAUAGAUGUAAUUGAUGGUAUUGAUUUUGAGAAACAAUGUUUGAUGUUAGUGUAGGCAUUCAACUUUCAUAGUAGCACAACUACUGUUCACUUGUUACAUUGGUAGGUAUUGUACAAUCAAUUUGUGUCACUCUUUGACAAGUUAAAAGUGUUUUCUGUCUUUGCUCGUGUGUGUGCGUGUGUGUGUGUGUGUGUGUGU
Molecule: messenger RNA, 1252 nt
Organism: Corticium candelabrum
Lineage: Eukaryota; Metazoa; Porifera; Homoscleromorpha; Homosclerophorida; Plakinidae
Exons: 12
Coding region: 21-1058 (345 amino acids)
Source: RefSeq, a predicted model, not a curated record